Molecule: messenger RNA, 5410 nt
Organism: Notolabrus celidotus (New Zealand spotty)
Lineage: Eukaryota; Metazoa; Chordata; Actinopteri; Labriformes; Labridae
Gene: tesk2
Product: testis associated actin remodelling kinase 2
Exons: 14
Coding region: 630-2447 (605 amino acids)
Biological process (GO): actin cytoskeleton organization; protein phosphorylation
Cellular component (GO): nucleus; cytoplasm
Molecular function (GO): protein serine/threonine kinase activity; ATP binding
Source: RefSeq, a predicted model, not a curated record
UGGGAGUGUACUCGGGUGGGAGCCGAGAGGAGUCGGAGCUGUCAAACAGCAGCACCCUCUGAAAUAUUAUCCCAGGCUGCACAAAAACCUCGUACUUUGUUCCUUUCUUGAAGAGCGAAGACAGAAACAGACUUCGAGCUCACUCUAAGAUACUUGCUGGACUUUUGACCCGUGGAAACGACAAACUUCCUGUUUGAUGUGUUGGUGGCUCUUGGCUCGAGUUUUGUUGACAAACUAGCCGCUCAGCUAGUCCCCUGAGCUAGCUUCGUUUUCCACUUUGCUGCUGCUGCUGGUCGGCUGGUCGUGUUCAGUGAAGAGGUACCCGGGGAAGGCAUGGCACCCAGCGUGGACUCUUACUGCAAACAACUCUACGGAAUUAAAACAGGUCUCAAAGGUCCCACUAUACAUCUGACAAACAUGUGAACACACUUUUACCCUGGCUGACCCCCUCUGUUACAAGCAGUGAGGAGCUGGAUGAGUAGGAAACACCUUGGAUCCGGUCAGAGAGCAUCAACAGGGGUGCCCAAAGCCCGAUUCAAAGCUUCAGUAUAUGUUCCCCUUGUCAUGUGGGUACAUUACAGAAGAAGGCCCACAUUACCUGCACUGGUGUCACUGUCUUCCACAUCACCAUGGACCGGAACAAACGCAACUCCAUCGCUGGGUUUCCGACACGAACAGAACGCAUCAAUGAAGACAGAGAUGGUGUCGGAGGGGUAGGGGUCAGCGAGGCGGGCAUUGGCCCUUCUCCACAGGUGGGCAGGGUGUGGCCGUCAUCCUACAGAGCCCUCAUCAGUGCCUUCUCCUGCCUCACACGCCUUGAUGACUUCACCUGUGAGUGGAUCGGCUCAGGGUUCUUCUCUGAUGUCUUCAAGGUUCGUCAUCGAGCUUCAAACCAAGUCAUGGCUUUGAAGAUGAACAAACUCAGCAGCAACAGAGCCAACAUGCUGAGGGAAGUCCAACUCAUGAACCGGCUUCGCCAUCCGAACAUCCUCAGGUUUAAAGGUGUGUGUGUCCAUGAGGGCCAGCUUCACGCUCUGACAGAGUACAUCAAUGGUGGAAACCUGGAGCAGCUUCUAGACAGCAACAAACACCUGAGUUGGCCCACGAGGGUGAAAAUGGCCUGUGACAUCGCCAGCGGUCUGGCCUACUUGCACUCCAAAGGCAUAUUCCACCGGGACCUCACCUCCAAGAACUGUCUGAUUAAAUGUGAUGACAAUGGCUACACGGCAGUGGUGGGAGACUUUGGCCUGGCAGAAAAGAUCCCCACCAACCUUGCUGAACGAGAGAAGCUCUCAGUGGUUGGUUCUCCAUUUUGGAUGGCUCCUGAAGUGCUAAGAGAUGAAUCCUACAAUGAAAAGGCUGACGUCUUCUCCUACGGUAUAAUCCUCUGUGAGAUCAUUGCAAGGAUUCAGGCUGACCCUGACUUCCUUCCGCGCACCGAGAACUUCGGCUUGGACUAUCACACGUUCCAGCACAUGGUUGGAGACUGUCCGCCUGAUUUCCUUCAGCUGGCUUUCAACUGCUGCAAUAUGGACCCAAAACUUCGUCCAUCCUGCCAGGACAUCGUGAGGCGCCUCGAGGAGAUCCUUGCUCGUCUUAAAGUUGAAGAGUUGGUGCACGAGUGUGUUCCUCUCAGUGUGGAAAACGACAAGAAGAACCUACCUAAAGGUGAUAAAAUCCAGGGCUUCAAGCGACUGAACCCCCUCAGUUUCCAGGAUGAUAAAAUCCCUCCAAAAUCCCCCCGCCCUCGACGGAACAUCUGGCUCAGCCGCAGCCAAUCAGACAUCUUUUCCUGCAAACCAGGAAGAAAAGUAAACCUCCAGGACCCGUACUACAACCCCCCCGUCAAUCAGCGGGCCUCCAAAGCUCGCAAGAUCAACCCGUUCACCGCCAGAGAGGACCUUUGCGGGGGAAAGAUCAAGUUCUUCGAUGUACCGAGCAAGUCGGUCUUCUCUCUGGUGUUUGACCUCCACUCUCCUCCGGGGAGUGCGUUCAGCAACCAGCCGUCUUCUCACGGACCAGGAGGACCCCAGCAGGAGGCGUCGUACUACUGGCAGCAGCUUCCAGGAAGACAGUGUCACUCCUUACCCGUCUCCCCACAGCUGCCCCGCUCUGAGGUCUUUAACCUGGCUGCUGCUGUGACCUGCAACUCUAGCCAGUUCUCCACAACGCUGCCAGGAAACGACGUCCGACAGAAGGCCCCUCUGAACACCUGGGGGAAGAAGUACGUGGUAGUCGAGAUCCCACCUUACUGCCGGCAGAGAGGAGGGGAGGAGGAUGGAGAGGCGGAGGGGAGGAAGGAGGGAAAUGAGGAUGAUGUGUUUGGGGAGAGCUGGUCUCCGAUGGUCCCCAGCAGUGAGAGAGACAGUGGGGAGGCGAUGGACUGCUCCAGCACCCUGGAGGAAGAGGAGGAACGAGAGAGAGGGACGGACACCUGCUCCAUGUAACACACAUGCUAAUCCACGCUCACUCACAUGCACUCUUGGUGGCAGGGAGGAGGUGGUGGAUCGGGACACAGGAGGGGGGGCUUCUCACAGCAGGAGCUAGUUUUUAAAAGUAGACUGACCGGACUUGACACAUUUCAAAGACUGUGGACAAUAAGAUGUAAUAAAAGAAGAAAGAGCACUUGAUUUUUACCUUCAAGUGAAUGUAUCAGGUGGAUUCAUAAAUCAAGCACACCUGGGGUAGAGAAAGGAGAUUUUGUCACACAGGUGUGAUGGGAAAAAGCACACAAACAGAGCUUCUGUCCACACGGGACACUCUGCAUAGAGAUUAUUUUUUGAAAAGGUUGUUUAUAUUUCAUCUUGUGACAUGAUGUAGAUUAUUUUCCUUUAAAGCUUUCUCAUAUUGAGCGUCGUGUCUGUGAGGAGGGGUAUCGAGGAUCCCCAGUGUCGUUUUUGUGAGUGUUUAAAAUCAGCCCUUGUGUUUUAUACGUUCUCCUUGUGUUCUUUAUUAGACAAAUGUUUUUAUGAAAUUAAAGCAGCCAAUGUUUUUCUGAUUAGCAGCAGAGCGCCCAGGAAUCUGAACGAGAAAACCAGAGUUAUGUCACAAUAAGUCAGUGCCUAAAAAACAAUAAUAAUGAGACAGACCCUCAAACCAACUUUCAGGAUAACCCUUAAAAAAAGCUAACUUUUUGAAAGCUAAAUUUCAGGUGUUAGAAGUCUGAUUUUAUUUAAAUGCACCAUGUCUUCCAAACGGUGUCUUCUCACAACUGGACUGAUACACAGUGAUGAAGAUGAAGCUUUUAAAAUUAAAGCCAACAUGGGAUAGUUUCUAGCUAAGUCAUGACCCUGAAGCACGACAUAACAAAAUAAUACGUUCAUGUUUGCUAAUGUUAGCAGACUUUAAUAUGCCUGUAUUACUGAGUUUUGUCACCACGUAAAAUUGCAUAGUCUACCUUAAAGCAACAACAUUUAAAUGUAUGGAAAUAGGGCUGGGCGAUAAAACGAUAACUAUAAUUGUCGAGAUAUUAUUUUUCUCAAUAUAAGUAUAACAAAUGUACGAUAAAAGGUUGAUAUAUUUAAACCUGUAAUUACAUCCCUCAACCACUGGAAAGGAAGGGGCUGUAGUGUGUCUUAAAUGCUAGUUCCCACCCAACAUUAGACAGAAGAAGAAGUUGGAAUGGAACGGAAAAUGCAAUGCUGGACUAGAAAGUCUGCUGAACUUCAUUAGUUAAGAUGAUUUGAUUAUUUACUAGACUACUAAAUCCAGUUACAACUGAAGAAACCGUCUGCUUUCUUCAACUUUCACUCAGGAGAAAAAAAUCUGCCUUUAAAAAUGAUAUGAAAGAAUGAUCUUAUAUUUAUCUUGAAAAUUAUUGUUAUCGACUGAUAUGAAAUAUGUUAUUGUGAUAACAUAUUUUUCAAUAUCGCCUAGCUCUACAUGGAAAUCAGAGGCUCCUGGAGGUGCUAAAUCAAUGAAUUAUAAGAAAGGCAAGCAGUGGUGUACGUUACACAAAUAAAAACAGAUACUGUGAGUACGGCAUGUCCUGCCAGUUCAAACUUUUACAUCAUUUUGUUUAUCAGAGUCCUUUGACCAAAAGUCAAAGUGAUGCCGGUGCUGAGAUGAGAAGUGUUUGCAGCUACCUUCAGAUAGUUCAGUUUGUGAAUACAAAUGAAGGCAGAAACACUAGUUUUCUACUUUUUCAGCAAUAAUUUUAGACUAAUGUUGAGUAUUAGGGUCGCUCAACUGAAAUAAGUCACUAACAAACAAGACUGUUAGUUAACACCUUUUUUCUUGUCACAUUUCAACUUUGAUCUCCAAAUCUCAUUUUUUAAAUGAUCCUUAAUGUGGCUCUAAUCCUCCCUCACAUAAAUUAGAGGGUGUUUGUUGAAUUAAAGCACACUUGGGAACUUUACAGACCUAAAAACUCAAUUGAGACCCCAAAGAGAGAUGAACAAAUGAUCCUGUAAUAAGAGCACAGCCUGCUCUUUCAGCUCUUUCAUUCACAUGUGCCUGAUACUGAGUCUUGCUAUGCCUGUUGUAAGAAAACUAAACAUCAGCGUGAGCUUUGGUAGAGUUUAAAAAAACACCAACAAGAUGUUUGGUGAUGACUGAAACUAACAAUCUCUGAAACUCUCCGUUAUGUUCUGGAUUCCCACAUUUGUUUCAGAGUCUCAGGACAGUAACUGUCAUUGAAACAGAUGUUUGUUUGAAGCCCUCAGAUUUGCAGUGCUGUGAACUGGGUGCUUUUUCCUGUUGAAGAUCAUAACCUGUGCACAGCUGUGGCUUUGUUCCAUCGCUCGGCAGUGAUUGGUCAGGCAGAGAGGGGUAAGCGGCGCUAAAUCAACAUGAUCUCUCCUGGACUUUAUUUUGUGUUUUGGCAUACUCUUUGUCCCCUUGCGUAAACAUUUUCUAAAGUUAAGGUAAAAAAAAACAACAACCGCAGUUCAACCUCUCACCACAGGGGCCGCCAAAGACAACAAAACACGUCUUAAAGAUUUCGACUUCAAAUCGAUGCUCUGUGGGAUUUAUACUUUUAAAAACACUCCAGUGAAUAUCUGAAUGAGACGAGGAAGAGGUGAGGCUUGUGUGGAUGUCGCAUGUCCUUUUCUUUUAACAGAGUUUGAUUGCGAAAGUUGAAUAUCAGCGGUGUCAGUGUCACACUAAAUGAUUGUUAUUAAAUCUUUGUCUCCGCUGCGGCACUUCUUCAUAAUGCUCUCGUUCAUUCUGCUGAUUCCUUUAAUCAGAACUAAAAUGCACUCAUUCAUGGACACCCUUUAAACUCUUCUAUGCAACCGAUGCAACUUUUAUGAGGCUGUUUUACAGAUCUGAUAUUUAUGAGAAAACAUUUUUAAUGUCUUACAUUUGUAAAUUUGUGUAUAAAGUUUGUGUUACCUUCCCUGAUGAAAACAGGUUGUUCAGAUGUUUUUGCUGAUUGAAUAACAAAGCUGUCAUUGUGAGAAAUGUU